Cladocopium goreaui is the source of this 1200-nucleotide messenger RNA. The record is from the annotation of a GenBank genome assembly. Lineage: Eukaryota; Dinophyceae; Suessiales; Symbiodiniaceae.
AUGGGCUCGGUGUUUUGGAGGGUUCUGGCCCAUGUGUGCCAUGUGGUCCCCGUCGCGGGAACGUUUUGCCAUGCUGCUGCUGCUGCUGAAGAGUGCAGGCUUCGGGUGUUCGGCGGGGGUGGCCUGCUGUGGGGUGUGUACUGGUAUUGCCGUCCGCCCGCAUGCGGCGUGUGGGUGCGAGCACUGCCACCAGCGUGUGUGGGUGCGGAGGUCGAGGUGGAAAACCCGGGCACCAUGCUCCUAGCAAGUUGGGCGUUGUGGGACGCCUUGGUACAACGGAUGCUCAGGGCCCAGGACUUGGUUGCACCGGAAGCAGACCCAUUCCGGCUGCCAUGUCCCCUCUUGUUGGUUUCGGGUGGGAGCACGCGGAGUCUUCUUGGGGCCUGGAAGGGGCCGGUCUGGCAAGUCGACUCCAUGGUGCUGGCGCUGAUUGAGGAAACUGCGGUCCGAUGUUUCGUUCCAUGCAUGCCUGCAAGUUGGGCAUGGGGGCCGGGGCUGCUGGACAUAGAGGUGCGUCGAGCAGCCAAACGUGGAAAGUGUGGCGACAAUGUGGCCAAUGUAGCCGGGCUGUGGGCCCUGCCUGAUCCUGUGUCCUGGAUGGCCCCUAGGUAUGGCGGAGUGCUGGGUGCCGGCAGCGCCGGCGAAAGAAGGCUGUUCGGCCGUUAUGCUGGGGACAUGCGGCGUUGCCGGAAGUGUGCAUGCUUCUUGGCUUGGCACUGGCGGGGUGAUAUCUUCGAUGCCGUCGGCGGCUGGGUAGGGCGGCAACAACCAAUGAGAGUGUCGGCCAGUUUCUUGUUGAGUUCAUGCGGAUAUGCCUGUGGUGCCGCAGUGAGGUACGGCAUGCCUUUCUCCAUUCUUCUCACUUCUCCUGGAGGCCUGAGCAUCGAUUUGUCCCAGGACUUUGCAGGGACAUACCACUCCUUGCCCUUUAAGCGGGGGUGUGAGCCCCAGUGUUUGGCACCUGUGGACGGUUUGAUCUACAUGGACACUGAUUCGGUGUCGUCUUUGAACCGCGGCUGCUCAACUAUGGACGGCCGCUGCAAGUCGUCCAUGAUUUCAACCGACUCGCUGGUGCGUAUGGACAUGAGGUUGGCCUUUUGUACCUUGUGCUUCUGUGCUGGUGCAAGUUCAUCCAAGCCAUAUCUUUCUGGCCCAGUGGCGCUCUUCAAGGGCCUAGGCGCUUCAUCAUCCCCUCUUUGA